GCAACUGAAAGUGCGAGCGGCCCAGGCAACACCCAGCACAACGCUGCCGGUCGCACCAGUGUUGGAACACCAUGUCGCGCAUCCUCGUCUCCGACCUUGCCGCUCUGGCGUCCGAGACGAAGCGCAAGCACCCAGACGUCCGCGCGGCCUGCGACGCCGCGCUCACCGUCCUCAAGCGUGAUUCGGACCAUGCGCUCACCCUCGCCGCCAACGAUCCUGGCCCCGCUGUGGACAACAUCCUGCUCCGGCCCAUCCUGCUCGCGUGCGAGACAAAGAUGCCCAAGGCACUCCCCCUCGGCGUUGCACUUCUCCAGAGGGUCAUCUCGAUGAAUGCAGUGCCAGAGCCCUCGCUACCCAUUAUCAUCAACCUCCUUACUCCGCUCUCGCAGCGCGCAAGCGACGUCGACGUGCAACUCAAGCUGCUCCAGACCGUCGCCGCGCUGCUGUCGACCUACCCGCAAAUUCACGACGAGCAGCUCGCUGACCUGCUGCGUCUCUGUUUCGCCUACCAGGAGAGCGCCAAGGUCGCUGUCGUCAGCUCAACAGCAGCUGCGACGCUGCGUUCGGCUGUCAUGACUAUCUGCGACAAGGUCGUCGACGAGGACCGCACCCUGGACGCCAUCGCAGGCGGCGGCGAAGAUGCAGCGGCCAGCGCGCCGCUCUCCGCCAUGACGCUCCCGCUUCCCGGGUACACAGAGCCCGUGACGCUAUUCCCUUGCUCCAAGGACGCAUAUCUCGUCUUCUCCAACCUGCACCACCUCGCCACCGGCGAGCCGCACAAGGCCACCUUUCUCGCGCUCCCACACUCACCACGCAUCACCUUCUCCCUCGAGCUCCUCGAGUCCGUCUUUGUGAACCACGCACCGCUGUUCCGAUCAUCAGCCCCCGCCACCCAUCGGCCGCAGUCAGCCCAUCACCCGGAACUACAGAUGGUGCUCAAGCAGAUGACCUGUCCUUUGCUCAUCACUGCGCUUAGCAGCAGCUACGGCGUCGAGCACGCCGCGGGUGGGCUCGCGUUCAGCAUACAGGUGCGACUCAUGCGCCUCCUCUUUCUGCUCCUGCAAAAGUUCACGCCUGAGCUGGACGUAGAGGCCGAAGUGCUCAUGAGCAUCCUCCUUCGGCUCUUACCCCGCUCCUCCAGUGGCGGCACUGCAGAGGCCGGCGGCAGCAAUAGCACCAGCAGCAGCAGCGGCGCGCCAGCAGCGCUUCCUUGGCAGCGAAUCUUGGGACUGGAAAUCAUACGCAGCCUCACGACGGAUGCCGAACUGCUGCGUCACCUCUGGGCGCGAUACGACGAUCCCAACGCGCAUGGCGACGACAUUCGGCGCAGUGGGCAGUGCGGGGAAGAUGGCGGCGGCGGAGACCGCAUAGACGGCCCGCCGGCCGGGCUCGUCGCGAAGAUGGUUGAGGAGCUGCGUCGCGUCGUCACGGAGGACUCGUCGCUGAUUGAUCGGCGAAUAGUACGGGAGCAGCUUGGCACCGCACCCGUAGAGCCCACCGCAGCGGGCCGCAGCUCGGAGAAAGCAGCAGCCGGGGGUGCAGCAGCGUUCUACGAGGCUGCAGCUGGCGCCGUCUCUGGCGUUCUUGGCUCUGGCUCCGGAUCCGGCUCGAGUUCCAGCUCCCUCUCCAUCGGCACGAUUCCCAACGUGCAAGUGAUCGACCAGCUCGACAAAGCUGAUGCGCCAUCUGCCGCGCCGGCGUACACUUACGUCCUGGCGCUUUAUGCUCUUAUCAACGUUGCAACCUGUGUGACGAACCAAGUGCUGCCUGCAUACUCGGCCUUUGUCAAUUCGCGCCCCAAAACGGCGAGCAGGGCCCCGCCCGUGCUCGAUAUUGACGCUAUGCCAUCGUCUACACCGUCGUCGCCCUCUCCCUUUUCAGAUGCGGUGCACAGUGACAACAGCAAUGGGCAUAGCAAAGCGGCGAUUCGUGCGACGAAGCGCGUGGUGCAGACCAUCUGGCCCGCGAUGCUCGCCUCGUUCGAGUUUGUCCUCUCCACCAAGUGUGAUGACGCUGUCUUCGCCGAGGCGCUCGCCGCGUGGCGCAACGUGACCAAUGUCGCUGGCGUCUUUGCGCUUGUCGAGCCACGCGAUGCGCUCCUCCAUGCACUCAUCAAGUUUGCUGUGCCCGCCGGCAUCGUCGCGGCUGCGCUCGAUCAGCGUCGGUCGUCCACGUCCGCCACCACCGCCGCCGCCGCUGCUGCCGGUAGUGGCGCAGGCCCACCGCCCUCUUUAUCCAUGCCCGGCGCAGAGACAUUGGCCGGUUCAACGAACGGCGCUACAUGCGUCGGCCUGUCCCGUCGGAUCAUGGCCAGCCUCAAAGCGCUGAUCCACUGCAUCUAUUAUCUCAGCGGGAGUCUCGACGAGUUCUGGUAUCCAGCGCUCAACGCGCUCGUCCAGGCUGAAUACGUUCUGCACAAGAUGCGCAGAUCGUUAUCCUCCGCCUCAGGCUUCCGCCCCGCGGCCCCUCCUCCUGCUCCGCCUGCGUCGCCGUUCGCCGUUGCGCCCGUCGAGCAGCAGUCGGGAAUUCCGCUGGUACUCGUCGAUCUGACGCCUGAUGAGCUGCUCGCCGACAUCUCGCACAUUGUACAGAAUACCGCUGCGCUCGACCAGGCGUCCUUGACGCAGUUCCUCGCCUGUGCCUGCCAGCUUAGCGCGCAGGUGGCCGGACUGCCGCCGCAGGACAAGGCAUCAAAAGCACCGCGAGAUGCGUCGUUGCGUCUGGCGCAGAGCAAGACGGCCCUGCUGGAUCCCAAGGGCAACAGUAUCAUUUUGACGCACAUCGCCAUCGCCUGGGCCCUCAAUGCGGAGCGGCUGACGAUUGGCGCCCAAGGAGCUGGCUGGAGUGUAGUCGUACAGCACAUCUUUGCCGUGCUGGAGUACGAAGAGGCGCAGCCGAACGUGCGCAUGCAGGCGGCCGCCUCGCUCAAUAGUAUCACUCUCGACGCCAUGGCAGCGUGCGCAAAGCAGCAGCACGCAGAAGCGCGCAUGCGCAUCCAACAGCAGGUGUUCGAAGCGAUCGAGCGCCAAGCCAUCCUGCACCAUCGCCGAUCUUCCGUCUUUGACCUUGAGAUCCGGCGUCUGGCCAUGGAAACGAUGCUGAAGGUUCUUGAAAAUUACGGCCACGUUCUACAGCAUGGCUGGGACUCGAUCUUCGCGUGCUGCAAAGCCGCUUGCGACCAGGCGCAAGUGAAAAAAGGGGCUCUCGGCACAGCGCCACGUAGUGCGGUGCCGCUCAUCAAGAUUGCGUUCGCCGUUGUUCAACUUGUCGCUUCCGACCUGCUCACGUGCCUCUCUGAAGAUCAGCUCAGGGCGUGCAUCGACAACUUUUCCGAUUUCGCCCUGCAGUCGGAGGACGUCAAUGUCUCCCUCACCGCCGUUGGGGGGCUUUGGGGCGUCACAGCUGACGUCAUGCGCCGCUCGCAAGAGCAGGCCCACUCAGCUACCGAACUCUGGAUGCAUUUGCUCCAGCGCACUGCGGACAUGUGCUUGGACGCCCGCUCAGACAUCCGCAAUGCCGCUAUCAGUGCCCUCUUCCGUGUACUCGAGCAAUACGGCUCGUCUUUUGACUCGACGCUUUGGCAAAGCACCUUACUCAAGAACUUAUAUCCUUUGCAGAAAGCUCUCGCGGAAGGCCAGGAAGCAGCAGAGCGUGCCGGCACUGCUGAUCAAGCGGACGACAAGUGGAAAGAGAUCCUGGGAGAGGCCCAGAGCGAAUGGAAGCAAAGGGUCGUUUCGAGGUCGCUCUCAAUUGCACGUCUCGGCAAAGUCUUUGCUGAAUAUCUCCCAACGAAAAUUAUCUCAUGCCCAGACUUUGGCGGCAUAUGGGCACAGCUGAUGCAACUGCUGGAUGAGACGUUCCGCGCUGGACCGACCAACCUUUCCCAAGCGGCAAUUGAAGCCAAAGUGACCGUAUUGAAUGCCGAGGUGGCCUACGAAAACGACCAAGCGGAAGCAAGACACCAUGCAGCACAUGGCGUUGCGUGGAGGCAUUGGGUCGGCCUGACCUCAGAUGCACGGUGCGUGGAUAACAUGCCAUAUCUGUCCCAGAAGAACAUGGUCGGCAAUGUGAACGUUGCAUCGGCCAUCUACAAGCGUACAGCUCACGAAUUCGACGUCGGGCGCCUUCGUACUCUAUUUGAUGGUCUCAAAGCGCUUCUCACAUUCCCAUCGGCUGUAGACGCGCCGCGAGACGUCGAUGCUUUGACGCCAUUGCAAGCCGCUGUACGUGAAUUGAUGCUCUCCAUCACACCUGUACUGGGCUCGCGAGCGCUCGUUUUGACCGAACUGGCGCAAUUGAGCACGUUGGCAGUUGUCAAUGAUGACGAAACAAACUUUACGUUUGUCGCGCUUUGCAAGACAUCGUUGCAGGACAUGCAGCGGCUCUACGAGCAGUGGCAUCAAGAAGUGGAAGUGUACACUGACGGUGCGCUUUCUGCAAUGCUGGCUGCGCUUGCUAUUCCGAUGCAGCUUCGAUACGGUUGCCCAUCUUCGAGCUCCAAUGGGACACUUCCACCCCUGUGGAAGAUUGUCACUGUGGUCGCAUGUCGCAUUUUGAGUCUAGCGAUCGUACGCCUAAAUACUAACCAAAGCCUUCCGCAGGAAGGUUUCACAGACUGCUGGGUGCACAUCGUUGCGCUCUUGGAGGCUGCUCUAUCACCUCGGGUUAUUUCUGACACAUCGCAGAACUACGUCCAACUGCAGGAGGACCAGGUGUUUGAUUUACUCCUGCUCUCUACCAUCGAGCGCUCGGUCCUCAACGCCAUAGGCACGGAGAGAACGCCCGAUGCGAUCAUCGAUCGACUUGCACAAGCGCUGGUGACGGCCAGUGAGCUCUUCGUCCGUGACCACCUGGGUCUGGACGAAGCCGGCGGUCGGUUGCGCUCAGACGGUGAUGGCGGGACCUCAGGACAUAAAGCGAAGCAGCUUGGGACAUGGAAAAGGCCAGCUGGGCUUACGGUUCCAAUUAAACCGACACCGCGCGAGCUGACAGCGUACUGGACUCUGGAUUUGCUCUUCUUGGCAUGCUCUCGAGGCUCCAAAUUGGACGCGCAACGUGAGCGAGUCAGCAGUCGUCUGCUCCCUCUUCUGCUCGACCGCUGCAAGUCCACACUGCAAACUUACGCAGCUGAUUCUUUGCUCCACGGAACCUCGCCACUUCCUCGAAUCCGAAGUGAGGAGCUCAACUAUCUGCUUUCACGCCUCCUCGACCUUCGAUCUCCUCCUGGAGCGAUUGAAAGCUAUGUCUCUGUCAGUCAUCUCAGCAGCAACAUCAUGCAAUCGGAACGUGUCCAUCUGCUACCUCUAUUCUCCUGUCUGACCGACCUGCUCGCGCUACCGCGCUCCACAAGUGACUACCUCGACAAGAUUAGCAUCGGCACUUCCACAGCGCUUGCUGUCCCCAUCACCCUUCCGGAGGGAUUCGAGCUCGGCACAGUCGGUGCUACGAAGAAUGUGCUGCACAGCAACCGCAUGGAAUGGGACGAGCCGACGAUGUACGACGAGCUGUCGAAAAAGUGCCUUGCAGCCAUUGCCGGGGCCCUGGGUCUUCCUUGAUCACGUUUCUUCACCUCAUUGUAGCAUACAACUCAUUUUGCGAUUGCAUAAUAGAUUUUCC
Tilletiaria anomala UBC 951 is the source of this 5616-nucleotide messenger RNA. RefSeq lists its product as uncharacterized. Lineage: Eukaryota; Fungi; Basidiomycota; Exobasidiomycetes; Georgefischeriales; Tilletiariaceae. The record is from RefSeq and is a predicted model, not a curated record. The coding region runs from base 72 to 5555 and encodes 1827 amino acids. The transcript has 4 exons.